Messenger RNA from Arabidopsis arenosa, 3664 nucleotides. The record is from the annotation of a GenBank genome assembly. NCBI's taxonomy places the organism in Eukaryota, Viridiplantae, Streptophyta, Magnoliopsida, Brassicales, Brassicaceae.
AGAUCGAUUCUCCUGAUUUCAUCAGCUUCGAGAGAGAUUCUCUUUUCCUUUCUCGUUGAAUGUCUCGCUCCCAGAACGAGGAGUUUCAACAAUGGUGGAACAAGCAACGAGAUAGGAACAAUCACGACGUUCUUUACACCGGCGACGAUGAAGCAUUCCUCACCGUUGAAAUCCGUACUCCGGCCACCGUUGACCCCGAUAAGGAUCGGAUCCGGACUCGUACCGCUCGUCAGCUCUCUCGUCUCUACCUCCUCAAGUUCAAGCAACUCGCAUCUUCCUUCGUCUGGAUCGGUAACUCUUUCCUUUACCUUGUUCGCACCGCCAAUCGCCGCAUUGCCAACGAUAACCCUCCAUCUGUCUCCUCCUCCGCUAGAUUGUACCGUCUAAUCAAGGGAUUUCUCGUUGUUGUUGUGCUUCUUCUCUGUUUCGAGCUCGCCGCUUAUUUCAAGGGAUGGCACUUCACACCUCCCUCUGUUGCCUCCGCCGAGGUCGCCGUGGAGGUGGUUUACGCUUGGUGGUUGGAGAUCAGGGCGUCUUAUCUCGCGCCGCCGCUUCAGAGCUUGACCAAUGUAUGUAUAAUUCUCUUCUUGAUUCAAUCGGUUGACCGUCUGGUGCUUGUGCUUGGAUGCUUCUGGAUCAAGCUCCGCCGCAUUAAGCCUGUUGCAUCUAUGGCGUAUCCGACUAAAUUGGUUGGAGAAGGAGUGAGAUUGGAAGAUUAUCCAAUGGUGAUUGUUCAGAUUCCAAUGUGCAAUGAAAAGGAGGUUUACCAACAAUCUAUUGGAGCUGUGUGUAUGCUUGACUGGCCAAGGGAAAGAAUGCUAGUUCAGGUUCUUGAUGACUCCAGUGAGUUAGAUGUUCAGCAGCUUAUAAAAGCUGAAGUACAGAAAUGGCAACAAAGGGGUGUAAGGAUAGUGUAUAGACACCGUCUCAUACGUACUGGUUACAAGGCUGGAAACCUUAAAGCUGCAAUGAACUGUGAAUACGUCAAAGACUAUGAGUUUGUCGCCAUAUUUGAUGCGGAUUUCCAGCCACCAGCGGAUUUUUUGAAGAAAACUGUGCCUCAUUUUAAGGGUAAUGAUGAAUUAGCCUUGGUCCAAACACGGUGGGCUUUUGUGAACAAAGACGAAAACUUGCUUACAAGACUCCAGAACAUAAAUUUGUCUUUCCACUUUGAAGUUGAACAGCAGGUUAAUGGUGUCUUUAUUAACUUCUUUGGCUUUAAUGGAACUGCUGGUGUUUGGAGAAUCAAAGCCCUCGAGGACUGCGGGGGAUGGUUGGAGCGAACAACUGUUGAAGACAUGGAUAUUGCCGUUCGUGCGCAUCUUUGCGGAUGGAAGUUCAUUUAUCUGAAUGAUGUAAAGUGUCUCUGUGAACUUCCGGAGUCCUAUGAGGCAUACAAAAAACAGCAAUACCGUUGGCAUUCGGGUCCAAUGCAAUUGUUCCGUUUGUGCUUCUUUGACAUUCUUCGGUCAAAGGUGAGUGUUGCCAAGAAAGCAAAUAUGAUAUUUCUCUUCUUCUUGCUACGGAAGCUUAUCUUGCCAUUCUACUCAUUCACGCUCUUCUGCGUCAUUCUUCCAUUAACAAUGUUCUUCCCAGAAGCUAACUUACCAUCUUGGGUUGUUUGCUACAUCCCUGGGAUCAUGUCCAUCUUAAACAUCAUCCCAGCCCCAAGAUCCUUCCCUUUCAUUGUUCCAUAUCUCCUUUUCGAAAACACCAUGUCAGUUACCAAAUUUGGAGCUAUGAUCUCUGGUUUGUUCAAGUUUGGAAGUUCUUACGAGUGGGUAGUCACCAAAAAGCUUGGGAGAUCCUCUGAGGCUGAUCUGGUUGCAUACGCAGAGUCAGGUUCUCUGGCCGAGUCCACAACCAUCCAAAGAUCAUCCUCUGAUUCAGGUCUGACCGAGCUUAGCAAACUAGGAGCAGCAAAGAAAGCUGGCACAACCAAAAGAAACCGUCUGUACAGAACAGAAAUCGCACUUGCGUUUAUCCUCUUGGCAGCUUCGGUGAGAAGCUUGUUGUCUGCGCAAGGGAUCCAUUUCUACUUCCUCUUGUUCCAAGGAAUCACUUUCGUUGUUGUCGGUCUAGAUUUGAUCGGGGAACAGAUUCUUCCUUUUUUUACGGAUAGUAUUAGAGAAUGGCAGAAAGAACCGUCGAAGAGGAUUCCAAAGACUUGCCUACCUGUCUUUGUUGUGAAGAAGAAGAAGUUUAUCAUCAUGAGUCUUCUACUUCUUCUUGCUCUGUCUCUGCUCAUCUCUGUUUCAGGAGCAAAGUUCUCCGGCCGGCCAGGAGUCAACUACGGCCAGCUCGGAAACAACCUCCCGUCUCCGGCCGACUCAGUCAACCUCAUCAAAUCCCUAAACGCAAAACGAGUCAAACUCUACGACGCUAACCCAAAAAUCCUCACCGCCUUAAACGGCACCGACAUUACCGUCUCCGUCAUGGUCCCGAACGAGCUCAUCGUCAACAUUUCCAAAUCAGAAUCACUCUCCGACGAUUGGAUCCGAUCCAACAUCCUCCCGUUUUACCCAACCACCAAGAUCCGUUACCUCCUCGUCGGCAACGAGAUCCUCUCUUCACCAGACUCUGAGCUCAAAUCUUCACUCGUUCCCGCAAUGCGCAAGAUCCAACGGUCCUUGAAGUCUCUCGGCGUUAAAAAAGUCAAAGUAGGGACUUCACUCGCCGUCGACGUUCUCCAAUCUUCGUUUCCUCCGUCGAGCGGCGAGUUUCGGUCGGAUAUCUCCGGUUUAGUAAUGAAACCGAUGCUACAAUUCUUAAACCGGACUAAAUCGUUCUUAUUCGUUGAUGUCUACCCGUAUUUCGCGUGGGCUCAAGAUCCGACCCAUGUGGAUCUCGAUUACGCGAUUUUCGAAUCUACCAACGUCACCGUCACGGAUCCAGUCACGAAUCUGACCUACCACAACCUAUUCGAUCAGAUGAUUGACGCUUUCGUCUUCGCUAUGAAACGACUCGGGUAUCCGGAUCUUCGGAUCUGGGUCGCGGAAACGGGUUGGCCCAAUAACGGUGACUACGACCAAAUUGGAGCAAAUAUUUACAACGCCGCUACUUACAAUCGCAAUGUUGUCAAGAAACUCGCCGCUGACCCGCCCGUUGGUACGCCCGCCCGACCCGGAAAGGUUCUACCGGCGUUUGUAUUCGCGCUUUACAACGAGAAUCAGAAAACGGGUCCGGGUACGGAGCGGCAUUUCGGACUUCUACAUCCGAACGGGACUCAGGUCUACGGGAUUGAUUUGUCGGGGAAGACGACGGAGUACAAGGAAUCGUUGCCGGCGCCGGAGAAUAACGAGCUUUACAAAGGGAAGAUUUGGUGCGUGGUGGCUAAAGGAGCGAAUUGGACUCAGCUAGGUGAUGCUCUAUCGUACGCUUGCUCACAGGGGAAUAAUACCUGUGACCCGAUUCAACGCGGAGGCCCAUGUCACAAACCCGAUUUGACCGUUUUGCACGCCAGCUACGCCUUUAGCUCUUAUUGGGCCCAAUUCCGUAAGACCGGUGGGACUUGCUCCUUCAACGGCUUAGCCACCCAAACCAUUAAAGAUCCAAGCUACGGACGCUGUGAGUUUCCGAGCGUGACAUUGUGAAGACUUACGAGUUACGAUAAUGCAUGGUCGAGAAGAGACACACGAGGGAAAACCGCACGAUGUUACGGCUU